AUGCAGGAAGCAGCUGAGCAUGACUUAGGAAAACCACAAGAACUCGGGGCCGCAGGGGCUUGCAGAGAACUGAACUGCAGAGGGCAGCCGUCCAGAGUGGGUGGGCUUGGAGCCCCUUGCAGGUGCGGGGACACGUGGGGGUGCUUUACAGCCCAGGCCCCGCUGGGGAACCCGAGCACCGACGCUUCGCUCGUGCUGCGCCAUGCUGUGUCACCUGCAUUUGGUGACGUCCGUCGGUGUCAGAUACGGAGGCCCGUCCCGCUCCAUCCUGGGGGCCUCUGCGGAGCCCGCGUGCCCGUCCUGUGGCCUGUUCGGUCCCCAGGGGCCUCUGCAGAGCCUGUGUGCCUGUCCUGCUCCAUCCCGGGGGCCUCUGUGGAGCCCGCGUGCCCGUCCUGCUCCAUCCCCGGGGGCCUCUGCGGAGCCCGCGUGCCCGUCCUGCUCCGUCCCCGGGGGCCUUUGUGGAGCCCGCGUGCCCAUCCUGCUCCGUCCCCGGGGGCCUCUGCAGAGCCUGUGUGCCCGUCCCGCUCUGUCCCCGGGGGCCUCUGUGGAGCCCGCGUGCCCAUCCUGCUCUGUCCCCGGGGGCCUCUGUGGAGCCCGCGUGCCCAUCCUGCUCCGUCCCCGGGGGCCUCUGUGGAGCCCGCGUGCCCAUCCCGCUCCGUCCCCGGGGCCCUCUGCGGAACCCACGUGCCCUUUCUGCUCUGUCCCCGGGGCCCUCUGCGGAACCCACGUGCCCUUUCUGCUCCGUCCCCGGGGCCCUCUGUGGAGCCCGCGUGCCCAUCCCGCUCCGUCCCCGGGGGCCUCUGUGGAGCCCGCGUGCCCAUCCUGCUCCGUCCCCGGGGGCCUCUGUGGAGCCCGCGUGCCCAUCCCGCUCCGUCCCCUGGGCCCUCUGUGGAGCCCGCGUGCCUGUCCUGCUCCGUCCCCGGGGGCCUCUGUGGAGCCCGCGUGCCCAUCCCGCUCCGUCCCCGGGGGCCUCUGCGGAGCCCACAUGCCCGUCCUGCUCUGUCCCCGGGGGCCUUUGUGGAGCCCGCGUGCCCAUCCUGCUCCGUCCCCGGGGGCCUCUGCAGAGCCUGUGUGCCCAUCCUGCUCUGUCCCCGGGGGCCUCUGUGGAGCCCGCGUGCCCAUCCUGCUCUGUCCCCGGGGGCCUCUGCGGAGCCCACGUGCCCAUCCCGCUCCGUCCCCGGGGCCCUCUGCAGAGCCCGCGUGCGCGUCCUGCGGCCUGUGCUCACAUCUUGCCUGUGUUGCUCAGGCUCACGGGCUGGGCGGCUCUGAGUGCUGUCAGGUGCCGGGCUGCGUCCUGCUGGCCGGGGACCCCAGGUGGUGGCGUCCGAGGGGGCGCUGACCUGAGAGAUCCGGGGACGUUUUUCCUGACUGGCCUUGAAGACCAGACACAGGCUUCAGGACGCCUGGCGUCCGAGGGUGAUCCCUGAGCGGUGCAGGCCCUCCCAGCAUCUGCUGGGGCUCAGGCAGAGGGGCCACAGCUGGCACCCCGGCCCCCCACAGCUGUGCUGGAGGCCCUGGCUCCCCUCCCAGGUCUUGGCAGCACGCGCCGCGGCAUUCAGGUUUGGGUCCUGGUUUCUGGCACCUUCAGGGUGGAGCCCAAAGCUCUGUUGUCCCCCCCCCCCCAGCUGUUGACCUUUCUUGUGCCAAAUGAGGCAGUCCCGAGCGGUGGGAGCCGGCCACGCCGCCUCAGGGACCCCCGGCCGUGGGCCGUGGGCCGUGGCUCUCCGAGGUUUGCCAUUGCUUGAAACAGCCAAGAAGGCAGUUUCUACAGAGGCCCGCUCUAAGGGACCCGCCCCGUCUCCAGGGGGCCUCGCCUCCGCUUUGUAGAGCACACUGGUCGAGGAGAAUACUUCUGAUUAAAACAAAAUCCCACA
Messenger RNA from Oryctolagus cuniculus (rabbit), 1874 nucleotides. Lineage: Eukaryota; Metazoa; Chordata; Mammalia; Lagomorpha; Leporidae. The record is from RefSeq and is a predicted model, not a curated record.